GCAUUAUGUCUGGAUUGACAUGUUUCUUUGUUUCCCUUGUCUGUUUUGUUGUUGCCAUGCAUGUACAUUAUUCUGUAGUUUCAUAUAAGGUCUCUUCAAAUUCGAAUUCCCCUUGUUCAUCCUGUCUUCUUCCUUCAUACUCUUUCACUUAACCCACAAUGCGCUUUGCUGUCGUCGUUCUCGCUCUCACCUUCGCUGUCCAGUCUGCGUUUACGGCAUUGCUCACGCGUCAAAGCCUGCCCAAUUGCGCUGUUCCGUGUCUGACAAAUGCUGACUUCGGCAACUGUUCUUCCACCGACGAUAGCUUCGUCAACAGCACCACAUCCUGUAUUCAGGCAUCGUGUACGGGGUCUGACCUCACAAAUGCCAAUGCAGCUUCCCAGUCGCUUUGUGCUGCAGUGGGUGUCACUUUGACCGCUAGCAGUGCUACUGCAACGGCUACCACAUCAUCCAAUGAUACCGCUACCACUGGCCAAGCCUUCGUCCUCCAAUGCUGCAUCAUCGCAUAGCGUUAACAUACUCACUGGUGCAGCAGCCUUUGCCAUCCUGGCAGCGUCAUUAUAAAGUCAUCUCACUAUCAUUAUCCUUUCGCAUUCUUUGCGCAUUAGGACUUGAUAGUCCUUGUCACGGCGUUUCGAAGGUUGACGUUGAGCAUUAACUGACGAUUACCUGAUUGAUUUCUUGCAUACGGUUCGAUUAGAGGAGGGAUUUAUGGGGUUAUAUAGCCAUUUAUUGUAGUUGAACUCCGUUAUUCAUCUACUUGAACGCCAUGUUAGGCAAUUUAUUUGAAUUUGUGUGCACAAGCGCCCAGUCUUACUCGCCUCC
Suillus subaureus is the source of this 825-nucleotide messenger RNA. RefSeq lists its product as uncharacterized. The record is from RefSeq and is a predicted model, not a curated record. The transcript has 5 exons. NCBI's taxonomy places the organism in Eukaryota, Fungi, Basidiomycota, Agaricomycetes, Boletales, Suillaceae. The coding region runs from base 159 to 509 and encodes 116 amino acids.